This is a messenger RNA of Parus major (Great Tit), 8179 nucleotides long. It is a transcript of the gene GALNTL6, whose product is annotated as polypeptide N-acetylgalactosaminyltransferase like 6. The record is from RefSeq and is a predicted model, not a curated record. The transcript is spliced from 12 exons. NCBI's taxonomy places the organism in Eukaryota, Metazoa, Chordata, Aves, Passeriformes, Paridae. Gene Ontology annotation, cellular component: Golgi apparatus. Bases 127 to 1932 code for a protein of 601 amino acids.
UGAGGCGGGCGAAGUUUCUCCGCGGCGCCGGGCCCCUCCGAGGGACUGCGGGCAGGGAAAAACCUGGCCCCGCGGUGCUGGGGGAGCUGACACCGCCGCCGCCAGCAGAGCAGCCCGGCUUUGGCCAUGAAGAGGAAACAGAAGAGGUUUCUGCAAAUGACGCUGCUCUUCACCGCGGCUCUGAUUUUCCUGCCUGACAUCGGCCUCUGGUCUCUCUACAAGGAGAAGCACCUGGUGAAGCCGCCCGAAGCCGCCGAGCCGCAGACACUUCCUUUGGGGCUGGGAGAUGGACAGCUCUUUACCUGGACUGAUGGCCUGAAAAGGAAGGACUGGCAUGAUUAUGAAAGCAUUCAAAAAGAUGCUAUGCGUUCAGGGAAAGGUGAACAUGGGAAACCGUACCCUCUUACAGAGGAAGACCAUGAUGAUUCUGCUUAUAGGGAAAAUGGCUUCAACAUAUUUGUUAGCAACAACAUAGCACUGGAACGAUCCCUGCCAGACAUCCGACAUCCUAACUGUAAGCACAAGGUGUAUUUGGAAACACUACCGAACACUAGCAUCAUCAUCCCGUUUCAUAACGAAGGCUGGACUUCGCUCUUGCGCACGAUCCACAGCAUCAUAAACCGCACCCCAGACAGCCUGAUCGCAGAGAUCAUUCUGGUGGAUGACUUCAGUGACAGAGAACAUUUAAAAGAGAAGCUGGAGGAAUACAUGGUCCGUUUUGCCAAGGUGAGGAUUGUGCGUACCAAGAAACGAGAAGGGCUCAUUCGGACCAGGCUGCUUGGAGCCUCGCUGGCUAGAGGAGAAGUCUUGACAUUUCUGGAUUCCCACUGCGAAGUCAACGUGAAUUGGCUACCACCCUUGCUCAACCAGAUUGCACUUAACCACAAAACCAUCGUGUGUCCUAUGAUCGAUGUCAUUGACCACAAUCACUUUGGCUACGAGGCACAGGCGGGGGAUGCCAUGCGAGGAGCUUUUGACUGGGAAAUGUACUACAAAAGAAUACCGAUUCCUCCAGAGCUCCAGAGAGCUGAUCCCAGCGACCCCUUUGAGUCUCCUGUAAUGGCUGGAGGUCUAUUUGCCGUUAACCGGAAAUGGUUUUGGGAGCUGGGAGGCUAUGAUCCAGGAUUAGAAAUAUGGGGAGGAGAACAGUAUGAAAUCUCCUUUAAGGUAUGGAUGUGUGGAGGUGGCAUGUAUGAUGUUCCAUGCUCUCGAGUUGGGCAUAUCUACAGAAAAUAUGUCCCGUAUAAAGUCCCUUCUGGAACCAGCCUGGCACGGAACCUGAAGCGAGUGGCUGAGACGUGGAUGGAUGAGUUUGCAGAGUACAUUUACCAGCGACGGCCUGAGUACAGACAUCUCUCAACUGGUGACAUCUCUGCCCAGAAGGAGCUGCGCAAGCACCUUAAGUGUAAAGAUUUCAAGUGGUUCAUGGCUGCAGUGGCUUGGGAUGUCCCCAAAUAUUACCCUCCUGUUGAGCCUCCACCUGCUGCCUGGGGGGAGAUUCGAAACGUGGCAGCCAACCUCUGUGUGGACAGCAAACACGGAGCCACAGGGACUGAGCUGAGGCUGGACAUCUGUGUGAAGGAUGGCUCAGAAAGAACAUGGUCACAUGAACAGCUCUUCACCUUUGGUUGGAGAGAAGACAUCCGCCCUGGGGAGCCACUACACACCAGGAAGUUCUGCUUCGAUGCCAUCUCACACAGCAGCCCUGUCACACUGUAUGACUGUCAUGGGAUGAAGGGAAACCAGCACUGGAGCUAUAGGAAGGACAAAACUUUGUUCCAUCCGGUAAGCAGCAGCUGCAUAGAUUGCAACCCAGCUGAGAAGAAGAUUUUCAUGAACAGAUGUGAUCCUUUAUCUGAAACUCAACAGUGGAUUUUUGAACAUAUUAAUAUGACUGUUUUAGAGAAAUUUAACAGCAAGGCCAGUUCCUAGAAGGAAAACAAAAGAAAAAAUGAACACACCUAUUUACAUACAGACUGCAGACUACAUUUUUGCCAGCAUCUGGGUCAAAGGAGUCAGGAAUUAUAUUUCCUAGAUCCAGGAAAUCUGUUCUGAGGAUUAAGAAAAUGCCACAGCAAGAGCCAGCAGGCUGUCCUUGUGGAUAUACAGUAUCUGGAGAACUUGGCCAAGAGCCUCACCGGAUGCUGCUGAGAACUUCAGGCUGAAAAUUCCCUUGCUGGUCAAGGGAAAAACUUUGUUUAAAAACUGUUUAAAAGUACUUCAAGUUAAUAAAGUAAAACAAAACUCUAGAGUUUCUCAGGUCAAAUCCUGCUGUAGUGAAUAGCUCAGAACAGAUGCUAUGAUUUGGGAUGGGUUUAUGGUGUGCAUGACGCCUACAGGAACCUGAAGAAAUCCCAGGUUUUAGAAUUAAACAUGCUGGUAGAAGAAUAAUGAUGUCCCAGCACUCCCUAGACAAGAUAUGUGCUCUGUUGAUAUUCUCUUAAUAAAAGGUUGGGUUAAGCAGGUUUAACCCUCAGAACUGCUGCAAUUAAUUUUAAAUACCUCCCUUUUACAUUCCAUUCAUUACCAAAAUAGGAAUGGUAGAAAUCUUAGGGUCUAGAAUUACACUGUAGUGAAGCAUGAAAUAAACUGUAUGGUUUUGCCCUCACAUUUUCCCCCUUCAGGAAAAAUAAAGCAAAGCAAUCAAAUUUCUAUAUAUGAUAUAUUUAGCAAUUGUGAUUCAAAUCCCAUUGUCACACAGGGUGAGACUUUUUUUAGUGACAAAUAUAACAGCAGCAGCUGCAGCAUAAUGGAAGGCUUGUGGACUAUCUGUCUUUUUUAAAGGUAGAAUCUUUACCAACGUAUAAAUUAAAUUGAAAAUAGGCUGGGGAAAAAAAUCAGGAGGAAAGUGGGAAAUAAUUGCAUAGUGCAUGCUAAACCAGGAUAGUCAAAUUAAUACUGGUAUGCUGCCAUCAUCUAAAAGCAUGUUGACUCCCUGCAGUGCAGUUUAAAAGAUCUUGCAGCGCUCUUGACACAGAGGAGUGGAAAGAAAAAUUGACAGGAAAUCAGUUAGGUGGUUACAGAGUUUUUGAAAUCUGUGAUGGAAAUCAUGUUAACUUUCAAGAGUGAGCAAGUGAAUGGUAUUGUUGAAGUCAUGAGGGACGAAACAAGAAGUGCAAGCAAGUCACACAUUACAACAUUUUGGUACUUUAGGCAUAGGCACCAUUCAGGUUAACACAGACUUCCAUCACACUGAUGAUCAUGAUGGGUCCCUCAUACCUAUCAAGCUGUUGGAGAGGGAAGCCUCUAAAACAUUUUGGGGAGGGUGUCUGUGGUUCUUCUCAGUUCACAGUGAUGUGUGGAACGUGGCUGAUAACGUUGAGAUUGUGCAAGGUAAGAGUGAGUAUAAAUUUAUAUCAAGUAAAUAUGUGGCUUUCGCUUGAAAGACAAAUUUUGAGAUGAAAGCACCAUAAAUGCAGAUAGAUCACAUCCUCUGUGCUGUAACUCCUUUCAGGUUCCAAAAAUAGCAUUUGUAAUUAAGUUGCUUAUUUUGAAUGCUGGUGAGGUGGCUGACUAACCGAAAUACUGAUGUGCAAUCUACCCUGUUUUAAGGGAGUGGAGUGACUGUGUUUUGUUUAUUUCUCCUUAAGUUCUGUUUAUGCACAAAGAGCAUUGAUUGCAUCCAGUUCCAGUACCAGUACCAGUAUCAGUACCAGUACCAGUACCAGUGUGCUGUUUUAUGGCAGUAUCUUGUAGUUGCAGGUCAUACAAAAGUUUAAGGAGGGAAAUGAAGUCCUAGAGCAUUCAAGAUGCAUGCACUUGGGAAAUUGUGAAAUUUCCAAUAUAUUGAGCAAUUGCUGCAAGUUAUUGAAGCGAUCUUUCAAAUAAUUUAAAGGGAGGUGUCCAUAGAGUUGUCAUCUUAUGAUUUUAAAAUAAGUGAGUUUGUUUAGGUAUUAUUUAAAUUGAAUUUGAAGAUAUGGUGUGCUCAGGAACAGAAGAAAUAAGGUUUCAGUAUGAGGAUGCUUCAGGUUUGUUUAGCUGUCAGUACACAGAACCAGCCUAGCCUUUGCAAACUGUCCAUUUUCCCAGAUGGGGUGCUCACAGCAUCAUUAUUUGCAGCCUGAUCAUGAGGAAAGAGGGUUUGGGAAAAGAAGAAAAUGGCUGCCUCAAGUAUAAAUGCAGCCUUCAAGCUGCUGAUUGUAACUGGCCCCAAACUGUCAGUCUUGGAAGCAACACUGUAUGCCCAAAAUAGAGAGGCAAAGGAGGAUUGCUAAACCAGAAUAUAUUGGUAGGGUUAUAUUGUUCAGUGUCUGACUGCAUCUCAAUGGUCUGAUUUAGGGAUGUCUGAUGGGAGUUAGGCUGCUCUUGGGGCAAAGAAAUUCUAUACCUUUUACAGCCCUUGUUGAGUCAUAUUGCACAAUGCCUUACACUGCCAAAGGAAGCCUUCCACUUACUUGUAGCUGAUCAGAAACUGUAAAUUCUAGCAGUUCUUGUCAGAAAGCAAUCCAUGUGACUGCUAGUCAGAUGUUGUGGGCAAAGAGAACAGUCCUUGCACAGGACUCCUUCAGCAAAAGUUUUAUUAAUAAUAAAUGAUCAUCACUACCUUUCACUUCAAGUCUGUCUUGGGUGUUCUUCAAAGGUUUCCAGUGAUAAGAGUAUUUCAUUACUAUUUUACCAUUCAGAAUUUCUUUAAUUCUUCCUGCAACCUUAUCUUUUCCAGCCAAUAAACUUCUGAACAGUUUGAUAGGUUAGGGACAUGUAUCUUCCUCUCACAUUUCUCCAGGAGCAUUUAACUCUAACACGUUUCUUCAAAAGACUAUGAAAUUUCUUCACAGAAUUUUUUUUAAAAUACCAGGUAGUAUGAACAUAUUUUAAAUGUAGUUGAUGGGUGGAAUUAAGUAAUGUGGGCUCAUCAUUUCAGUGGAGCUAUACUGAUUUCCCCAACUAAUGACUUGCUUCAGUUUUUUUCAAUUGAUUAUUUUAUGGCUUUAAUCAAGAUGUCUGAAAAGAAAAUCUUUGUAUCUUUCAGAGUUCAUCUACUCUAAAUGUUUUCCAUUUAAGGUUAGAUGACCAUUUGACCAUUUUUUCUGUGGCCAGCAAACUACUACAACCAGAGAGAGCAACUGGAAAAACUGAAAUAAACUCCAAGUUCAACUAAAACUCUAAAAUAACAUGCUUUUUUCCUGCAUCUAUUCCAGAAUCUAAACUAAACAGAGGCCUUGGGGCACAGGGCUCAAAGGAGAGAGGAGGAGCUGGGAAACAAAGCGUUUCAUGUGUGGGAGAGCAGCCUUGUUGCAGAGAAAUGACAAGGCUUCACUUUUCAUUGGCCAAAGUCGUAUUUCAGAAAAAUGAGAUUGCUUUAGAACAAAUAUUUCUGCACAGUAUGGAUAUUUUAAUAAUAUAAUGUAUUAUUCCUGAGUACAAUCUGUUUAUGAAUAAAUGGUCUCUAGCUGCUGAACUAAGUCUGCCUAAUGAUAAAGAUAGACUAAGCUUGAAAGGAAGCUGACAAGCACUUAACAACCUUUGAUUACUGGCAAUUUACCAGGCAUCAAUGUCUCCAGUGACCUUAGUGAAAUCUUAUGCCACAUAGAAGAAACGUGUAUAAAUAGCUUGACCAAAUUGAUUAGAUAGGUGGCACUUCUGCAGGAGUGGAUGUUACCUUUGUUUAAAAAAAAAGUCAUAAUCACAAUUAAUUUGCAUUUUUUCUGAGAACUUCUGCAAGGGACUUAGUGAGGGAGACCCUUUUAGCCUACCUGGAUGGAUUAGAGAUGGAUCAUUUUAGGAAGGCAGUACUGGCAAGCUUUCAGUGUGGCUGACACCAGGGGUGCAUCAAUUUGCUAUUUAAAGAGCAUCUGUGAUGCUGAUAACCCAUUUCAAGAGAACACAGCACGUAUGUUAAAAGAAAGGAAUAUGAUAAUGGUUUUAUUUUUCUUUUUUAAUCCAUCAAGGUUGUUAGGGAAAUAAUUUCAAAGCCCUUAAAAACAACACAAGCUGACCAGAAGUAGUGUUUUUAUAGCUAGUACUAGUAUUAUAAUGUUCAUUUAUUCCUUUGUUUAACCCACUCCCAAAUAUGUUCCAUAUUCUCUUAAAAAGAGCACAAGGGUCCAAGAGUGUUUUUAUAUAACAUUUUCAGGAUCUUGCCCUGUCUGAAAGUUUUGGAAAGCCUUUAAAAAAUUAGGAAACUUACAAGAGAAGGUAACAUAAAAACCCAAAGGAAAAUACCUAUUAUGUCUAGAGUACUGAGACUUUGCUAAAGGUUUCCUAAGAUAGCAUCUUUUGACUGGAAAAUUUUAGAUGAAUAAGUAAUAGAGUAAUUAAAGCUUUAGUGUGUAGUGCUUUCUAUUUAAGAUUUUUAAUUUAAAAAAAAUGUAGUGAAUUUGUGUGAUUAACUGCUGACAGGUUGUUUGGGUUUUUUUAACCACAUAUAGUACAUAAAUCUGUUCUUAGGUCUCCUGAAAUAUUCCUCUCCUCAUAUUUCCUUGUUAUAAUUCUGAAUGCACUGGAUUUAAGGAAAUCCAAACAUAUGAAAAAAUGUCUGAAAGGCAAGAAACAUAUGUAAAAACAAAUAAUGAGAAAGUUUAGCUAGAGAAAUUCAGAGAAAUGCAUCACAUUUCCAAAGCUUCAGCAGCAUUCAGAAAAUAUAUUUCCUCUUUGGUUUUCUCUUCUUUCCAUCUAUCAUUAAUAUCAGUGGGGCAGGACUUCUGAAACUGGUGUUACUAGCAUUUGGACAGUACAGUGCCAGAGGAGAAAAGAAUCUAGAAAGAGCUUCUGAAAAAAUUGCAUUCAAACAUUGCAAUCUGGUAUGGCUUAAGAUUCUCUUUGUUUCUUAGGCUUCUGUUAUCUCAGUAUUUUUUUCUUUUCCACUGAACCUGGCAAUGCAUUAGGUGCUUCAGUGGGCCUUAUGAAAACAAUGCAGGCAACAGAGGAGCAAAGAGGACAUGGGUUAAAACAAUAAUAAUUGGUGGCUAUCUAAAGGUGUGUUUACCACAGCACUGUAGGUUAAUUAUACAUAAAGAGGAGUUUGUAUAUUUUGUGCAGCCACUUCGGUGGGUGCUUCAGGGAAUAGAUGAAUGAGAAGGAGCCUUGCAAAGUGGGCCAGCAGAAAAGCCUGUACUCAGUAAAAGAUGUAGAAAAACUCAGAAUGAUGCAUUUUAUAGAAGCAGAUGGGUAAGACGAGAGAUAGAUAUCACGGACGGUGUACAGAAUAACGGAAUGUGAGGGGAGUUGCAGUGAGGCAAGUCUGGUGAGUGGUACUAUCUUAAAGAUAUUAAGACGUAGGAAAGGAAAAUUUGGUCCUCAUUAACCUUAGUCCUCAUUAAUCUUAUCAGGAUCCCUAACACUGUCAAAGUAUUAGUUGAUUUAAUUAAGUUAAUCCUUGAUCUACCCACUAAAUUACUCAGCCUGGAAGGAACCACAGCCCAAGCAAAUUUCUGCUGAUCACUCUGAAGCAUCUAAUUGGCAAACCUUUCCACUAGGCACAGUUUAGUAAAAAACCCCAACUGGAACCAGAACUAAAACAAUCAGCCCAAAAGAUCUGUAGGCCUCUGGCAUCCCUCUGUGAAAAAAAAAAGACUAGCCUAAAGGAGUGAUUGAUGGUAAUGAUCCUAGAUUAAGAAGAUCAAGAAUUGUGAGCUUUCAAGGAGGUGAAAGGCCAAAUGGUGAGAUUAGGAGUUGGCAGUUUAAUUGAGAGAGGAAGGAGGAAAUAGGUGGUAAAAGGGAAAACAUUGGAAUUGGGUUUAAUUCCGUAUAUGAAAGAAGUAUGACCUACAAGGGCCAGCCUCUGAUAAUUUUGGAUACCUCUUCAUAGCAGGGCUUGCAUGUUUAUUUCCAUCACAAAUAUUCAGGAACUGGAAGGCAAUCAAGCCCUUUUGCAAGGACUUAAAUUUAGAAUAAGGAGAAUGGCCUAAUCUGAAAUAUAUUGAUUGUGCAAAACAUGGGCCCUUGAGUUUGUUCUGCGUUUUCCACCAAAGGUGUAUGUGUUCCUGAGGAUACUUUUUAGAUAGUAUGUAGAAGCAGAACAUUAUGGUCCACUUUUUAACCUCAGUUUAAGAUUUCUCUCUAUCUCAAGCUUUUUUGAAAGAAGAAAGGUGUUUAGCUAAAUUUUCCUAGGCAAUGUCAACUUGGAUCAAUGUGAAGUAGCUCUGCUUACUCCCUUUACUGAUCAAGAUAACAAGUGUUUCUCUUUGGACAUCACAUACAGCUCUGAAAAAAAAAAGAAAAAAAAAAGCCCCUUUUUUUU